UCUAUUGGAUUUUAGGACGGGACAAUCACAUGCCUACAGCUGGGUCACCACUGACCUUAUGAAGUCCUGGCACAGAAAUAUGACUGAUUUACACCUUUACGCAUAGACUGCUGAUACACUAAACAGCUCAUUUUGUGCUGACGCUCUGUAGACACACACACAUACACACACACACACACCGUCGCUACUUCAGGAGAGAGAGGGAGGGAGCUGCAACAGCUGAACUUGCAGCGGAGGCAGUGGAGAGGACGCAUGUGGCAAGUCUCAGCUGGUUUGCUUUGGCUGAGAGCAUGGUGCACGUAAACCCUGCUUCUCUCUCUUCCAGUGAAUGCACAGACGAUGAGAGGACGCUCGGCUAAUUGAUAGGAGAGGAUACAGCUGCUGGCUCUCAUCACAGUAUAAUUUCUGCUCGCGGUAUGGACGGGCUGCAGGCGGAAAAGGCUGGAGUUGGCGGCACCGGGGAAAACGCAGAGGAGAGGUACCGCGCUCUCGCCUAUGACACCGCGCUGAGCACUCUCGUGGCAGUGGCCGUGUACGUGGUGGUCAAAGUGAGCCUGGAUGGCAUCAGACAGUGGCGGGCCAGGAUCUCGGUGCUCAUCUUGGGUUCGGGACCCGUGGGGCUGACGGCCGCGCUGGUCGCUGUCCGCUCCGGUAAGGUGCUGAAACUGACCGUGCUGGAUGAGAGGUACCGGACUGCCCUGCUGUGCCGGCCCCAGCAGAUCGCACUGGAUCCCCGCAGCGUGAAGUUUCUGCUGGGACUCGGGGUGGACUUUGAUAACAUGGAGGGCUGCUGGCACAACGAGCAUUUCUUCACCAGGAUAGGCGUGUUUCAGGAGUACAUGCUGAGCAUCCUGGAGCAGAAGAAACAGAAGGUGGACGUCAAGGUGCAGCUGGGGACCAAGUUUACAGAGGAAUACCUUCGGCGGAUCCCACGGAAUGAGUGGCCACGUGUGAUUGUAGUGGCUGAUGGGUCGUGUGGCGACUCCUGCUCGGUGCUGGGCAUCAGCUCUGACUACACUGUGGAGUCCUGCCAUGCCUAUGGAGCUAACGCAACUAUAGAGAGACUAGACCAGAGACAGGUACCCACUCCUGAGAUCCGAGCCCACAGCCUUUACUUCGACCUGUCCGCUUACGGAGUAGAGGCCCUCCGAGAGCACCGAAAUCCCACAGCCAAACCUGGCUUCCACCUGAAGAUUUAUGGCACCUUCAGAAACCGCUACAUGGCCCUUGUCUGCCCCGCCUCUGACACCAAGAUGGUUCGCUUCCUCAGGCACACGGCCAACUCCUCUAUCAUGAAGAACAUUUUCCACCAGUCCUUCAAUGUCUACAAGACGGACAUAGAGCCUCGUCUCAACGACAUGACGCUCCAUCACAUGCAGUGCAGCCGCCGUCUUUUUGAGAUUCAGUUGUCACACAGACGCAUCAGCGCUGCCUACAUAGAGGGGGACAAUGUGGCGGUCACUGUGGAGGGGGAGGCGGCGCGUGUCCUCAACUUUGACACAGGUUGUGGGGUGAAUCUAGGCAUGCGAGGUCUGGAGUCAAUGGGGACGUUCAUUUACCGGACAGCCACAGCUGUGGACCAGAAUGAUAUUCUAGAGGCACUGUCAGCUAAAAUGCAGCACUCCAGACAGGUGGCUGAGACCUUCAAGCAGACAGGCCUGGCUCAAUCAAUGUAUGAAUGAAACACGAGGACGAUCUGGUGAAUGCAUAAUGCCACCUAGAGGAAAGUGGUGGAUUAUUUGUGUUUACAGUGAAUGUUUACAAUGAAUCGUGAGUCUAAUGCUGAAGUGGACCACUAGUGGUUACACAAAGAGCUGAACAAGCCUGAGCUGUGAACAGAUGGAUAAUGGAUGUAAACAUGUGACCAUAAAUCUUCUAUGCGUAAUGGAUGGAGCGAGAGUAACCAAGACCACAUUUGGUACAAUGCAUUUGAAGCUGUUCUGGUUUUUCAGGUUGUUAAUACUGUGGCAGGAAGAGAUAUUUAAUCUGUCACUGUUGCAGUGGAACAAUAUACGUUGAACACACUGCACUCUGGGUUUCUGAGUGAAGUGUUAGAAUGCAGGGAAAAUAAAAAACAUAGCCCUAAGAGAUUAGGAGUAGUUGGAAUAGAUGAAAACUCUGUGAUGCUUGUCAUUUUCAUCACUGUUGUCUUCUCUUUUUAAUAGAGAUGAAUUGACUUGAUUUCCAAAAUCUAGUUGGUUGAGCUCUCCAGGCAUCACGUCAAUGGUGCUAGAGGAAAUUAGAUGGUGCCGUAGCAUCAUCAGCUACUGAAUCAUGUAUAAAACUGUUAUUGUCCAUGAUCUGACAGAGAAACACACAUGUCUUAAGUGUUGUAAUCAAGCCUUUUGUCUUUGUGUUUGACAGCGUGGUGAUUGUUGUGCUGAUGAUGUUCUAAAGUAUUUGCUAGAGUGGCCGCUGUUUGUGUGCUGCUUUGUAAAGUAAGAUUUGUAUAUGGCAUAUUUCAAAAAGGACAGGGGCCAACUGUAUUAUCACAAAUUAUUUUUGCCGGUGUCACAUUUUGACUUGCCUUUUUAUAUUUUGCUCCAGGUGAUCUAAAAUGAAAGUAUAUCAUUAUUUCAGAUUAAGGAGAGUAGCCUAUGCUGAUUAAUGUCCUGCUCCUUUUGAAGUGCCAAUAAAGAUGGUGAUUUGGCAAGAGUGACAUGGGUGGUCUUUACCCUUACAUUUAUUUGAUUCGAGUUCAAAUGCAAUUUAAUAAAGAGUAAGAGCAACCUUAAUUCAGCUGUUAGUUGGGGCUCUAACAAACUGCUUAUGUAAAUUGAGGUAGAUUAUUACAGCCUCAACAACAGACUUAUCUGUUCUGCACUGUCAGUCUCUCAUGACUGCGGAAGUAUCGAGAUUUUUAUUACAGUUUUAAAGCUGCUGUGUGAAAAACCUGAUCAAUAUUUGUGAACUACAACCCAUGCAGACAGUACAGUAUCAGCACAUUGUUUCCAUUAUGGUUGAUAUGAGGCAGUACUGCCCUCUAGUGGUGUAUCCUGUCUGUUGCAUCUGCCUCAGCUUCAACACUUGUAUCUCCAUUUAGGAUACAAGUAAGCCUAUUUUGGGGCUUUAUUUAUACAAAUAUUGGGAAAGGUGUUGGUUAAAUCCCCAUUCCUUUUGAUUUUCUUUCAAGCACAACACUUCUACUAAUCACUGCUGUUAGACUAAUGUGCCCCCUGUUACUUCUCCAUUGCAACUGCAUGAAAAAAAUACUUCAAGAGUUUAAGUUCAGGUGUGUCAGAUUUAGGAAAUGGUAAAUCAUGUUCUUAACUGUGUUUUCCUUAGUGUAAUCACCUGAUAAUAAGAAUUGUGUUUCCAUAACCUUAGAAUGAGCCAUUUCAAAAAGCGGGCCCUCUUUCAUGGAGUCCACCAUGUUCUUUCUACAGUGGCCCAGAAUGGACAAAUCAAACACUGUCUCUAGAUAGGACCAUUCUCAGUUUAACAUUCUCCUAGUUCUCUUAGUCCUAUAGUUCUCUCAAGGCCCUGACAGACCAAACAGACGGUCAGCCUUCAGUGCUUUGGGCCGUCAGUGAGCACCUGUGGCCCUCAUCACUGCGAUGUGUCCCGUAUCUUUGGCCCCUUGUCGGCCUCUGUCAAUUGGCUUUGUUUUGUUGCUGAUUCAGCAUGUUGAAUUGGCGUCGACAACUGCAGAGCCUGUCUGUGAAUGAAAUCACUCUGAUUGUCAGCAUUAGUGCAGAACGUACAUGGUGGUUGGCUUUUGGUUGAAGUCUUUGCAGUGUGCUCAUGUGCAGACUUUUAGUUGAGACACAAUGGAUGUGAGGCGACUCAGCAGGGGCUUUCGCUAGUCUGAGGUCUUUACACACUUGGCGCAUGGAAGAAGUUUCAGUUCUGUGUCCUCACAACUAGAUGCUACACACUGGUCUUUUAAGGGGUUGAAUCUGGUGUCCUGUCCUGUCCUGUCCUGUCCUCUCCUCUCGUGUCCUCUCCUCUCCUCUCCUGCUGUUCAUGGGAAAAUACUCAAACUGUUAUUCCCAGCCUGCCCCACAUCUUUGAAAUUAUAAUAUGCUUCAUAAAGUUAAAUUAUAAAAUGAAACAUAUUUACAGUAACUGAUAUAAGGCUGGCAUUAAGAGUGACAUACUACACUGAAAUACUGUAACUAGCUAAAAAUGUACCCCUGAACUCACACAGUAAUGCCAAAUGUUUACAGUGAUGUCUCAAUCAAAUUUAGUUUGCCCAGAACUUUUUCAGUGGAUGAUUUUUUUUCACUUUGUAAAAAUGAUAACUAAUAAAAUAAAUAAUAUAAAAAUGAAACUAUAAAUUACCAGUUACCUUUUGGAAUAAAUACUGUGAUUAUUCAUUUGGCAUUUAAGCUCGGCCUAAAUGUCUGUUUUAAAUGUUAUUUUGUACCUUUAUGCUAUCCUUUACAUAUGGUUUGUUUCCUAUGAGGAAAAACACAUAUACAUAUAAAGGUGUUAUGGAGUAGCUUGCUGACAAAUAGCAUCUUAUGACAGAUCAAACAGAGAUAGGCACUGUGAGGGACAGGUAAAAAGCCUUAUCAGCUUUUCUUGCCUCAGUGAAACAACCAUUCACUGUCAGGAAUCUGGGAUUUUUCUUUAAAUUAUAAAUAUCUUGUGCUGUGAUGUGUGCGGUGAAAACAUUUGUAAUGCAUCCA
Molecule: messenger RNA, 4634 nt
Organism: Epinephelus lanceolatus (giant grouper)
Lineage: Eukaryota; Metazoa; Chordata; Actinopteri; Perciformes; Serranidae
Source: RefSeq, a predicted model, not a curated record